Stylophora pistillata is the source of this 2024-nucleotide messenger RNA. Its product is annotated as serine/threonine-protein kinase Sgk1. Gene Ontology annotation, molecular function: ATP binding; protein serine/threonine kinase activity; phosphatidylinositol binding. Gene Ontology annotation, biological process: protein phosphorylation. The record is from RefSeq and is a predicted model, not a curated record. NCBI's taxonomy places the organism in Eukaryota, Metazoa, Cnidaria, Anthozoa, Scleractinia, Pocilloporidae.
UCUCAUCUAGGCCGGAUAUGCGGUUGUUUACAGGAUUUGGACCAUAAGGUGUUUGUUUUCCACCAACGGAUGUCUUUGUUCGAUACACUACUCCAUAUGGAGGUUACCUUGUCUCAAACUUCACGGUAUUUCGUGUAGUUAUUGGGACGCACUCGGGGAACAAUUUUUUUCGAGGGAAUACGCUAUCUGUUUUCUUUGCCACGCGCAAAAGGACUACAACCGAGAGCUUGCCUUUUCAAAAUUUUUUCCCAGUUCAGCUGAAGAAAUAUGUCCCAACAAAUUGGAGUGUCUGUGCCAGAUUCUGAGACACUGAGUUCUGAUAAGUCCAAACGUUUCACGGUAUAUAAAGUGUUAGUCAAGCUUCCUGACGGACGAAGUUAUUUCAUCUUCAGGAGAUACAAUGAGUUUUACAACUUAUAUGAAAAGAUAAAGAAAGUUUUCCCUGACCUUAACAUUAAGUUACCUGGGAAACGAAGACUAGGAAAUAACUUUGAUCCAGAGUUUAUAAGAAUGAGAAGAGAGGGGCUCAAUGAGUUUACAAGCAAGAUAAUUAGCCAUCCCAGUGCCAUUGAGCACCCUGACAUUCGUCUGUUUUUAUCACUGGAUAAUCCAAAAAAUGCCCAAGUUAACAAUGACAAUGAACAGUUUGGAGCUGAUGAGGAUGACUCACUGGCUAAGGAUCUGAACAGAAUUGAUCUUGGAGACUCGUAUAAUCAAAAGGCGAAGCCAAGUGAUUUUCUGUUUCUUAAGGUUAUUGGGAAAGGAAGUUUUGGAAAGGUUUUCCUCGCCAAAAAUAAACAAGAAGAUCAAUUCUAUGCCAUUAAGGUUUUAAACAAAGCUGCCAUUAGAAAAAGAAAUGAGGCAAAGCAUAUCAUGGCUGAAAGGAAUGUUUUGUUGAUGAAUGUUAAGCAUCCUUUCCUAGUGGGAUUGCAUUACUCCUUUCAAACACGUGACAAACUCUACUUUGUUUUGGAUUAUGUAAAUGGAGGAGAGUUAUUCUUUCACUUACAAAAGGAAAGGUAUUUUCCAGAAGCAAGGGCAAGAUUCUAUGCAGCAGAAAUAGCAUCAGCAAUUGGAUAUCUUCAUUCUCUUCAAAUAAUUUACAGAGAUUUAAAGCCUGAAAACAUUCUUCUAGAUCAUAAAGGGCACGUAGUUUUAACAGACUUUGGACUUUGCAAGGAAGGCAUAGAACCUUCUGGUACAACGUCAACAUUCUGUGGAACACCAGAGUACUUAGCACCAGAAGUUCUUCGAAAGCAGGAGUAUGACAAAACAGUUGAUUGGUGGUGCCUUGGUGCAGUGUUAUAUGAAAUGAUGUAUGGUUUGCCACCGUUUUAUAGUCGAGAUACCGCAGAAAUGUAUGACAACAUUCUUCACAAGCCUCUUCGACUCAGAACAAAUAUAUCAGCCAGUGCAAGAAAUGUUCUUGAAAAACUACUUCAGAAAGAUCGUUCAAAACGACUGGGUGUAGGAGAGAAUGACUUUGAAGAAGUCAAGAAUCAUCCAUUUUUUCAAAGUAUCGACUGGCAACUGCUCUAUGACAAAAAGAUCGAACCACCAUAUAACCCUAAUGUGACAGGUCAACUUGACUUGAGACACUUUGAUCCUGAGUUUGUUCGAGAACCUGUACCAGGUUCUGUCGGCAAAUCAGCUGAUUCGGCAUUUCUAAGCGCGAGUGUUGAUGAUCCAGACGAUGCAUUCGUUGGUUUCACGUACGUUGCUCCUAUGGAAGAGGUACUUCAUGAAUGAGUCACAUGGUCUUAUCGAAAAGUAAUUUUCGGCUCUUAAGACAAGAUUUGUCCUCCUCAGCAAAGAAGUAAACCUUAGUAAACAAACCUCUUACUGUAUGCUUUAACAUAAAUUAAUUAAUCUACUUUGUCAUACUUUAACAUAAAUUAAUUAAUCUACUUUAUCAAAAAAGAGAGCAGACGUUCCCUCUAUAAAGCUUUGGGGCGGAUCCAGGAUUUAGUCAAGGGGGGUUCGGAGAAUUGUUCGCCUUCUGAAGGGUCCGAGAUUUUGAAAAU